Molecule: messenger RNA, 862 nt
Organism: Diospyros lotus (date-plum)
Lineage: Eukaryota; Viridiplantae; Streptophyta; Magnoliopsida; Ericales; Ebenaceae
Product: 40S ribosomal protein S12-like
Exons: 6
Coding region: 144-578 (144 amino acids)
Biological process (GO): translation
Cellular component (GO): cytosolic small ribosomal subunit; ribosome
Molecular function (GO): structural constituent of ribosome
Source: RefSeq, a predicted model, not a curated record
GCAGCAGGCACGGCAGCAAGAGUUCUCCAAUCUCCAAUCCUCCUUAUCCAUACCGGUAGCAGCUGGGCAGUGGCCUGGUACAUGUCAUCCCAUAUAUUGUAUAUAUUAUGAUUGGAGAUAAAGGACUUUGAAGAAGAAGCAAAAUGUCAGGUGAGGAUGCAGUGGUGGCAGCUGAGACUCCUGCUCCAGCUCCAGCUCCAGCUCUUGGUGAGCCUAUGGACAUUAUGACAGCCCUGCAGCUUGUGUUGAGGAAAUCCUUGGCCCAUGGUGGGGUUGCUCGAGGUCUUCAUGAAGGUGCAAAGGUGAUUGAGAAGCAUGCUGCACAGCUUUGUGUGCUGGCAGAGGACUGCAACCAGCCAGAUUACGUCAAACUUGUGAAAGCACUUUGUGCAGACCACAACGUGAGCUUGAUAACAGUUCCAAGUGCUAAAACUCUUGGCGAGUGGUCUGGUUUGUGCAAGAUUGAUUCGGAGGGGAAGGCGAGGAAAGUUGUGGGUUGCUCGUGCGUUGUUGUGAAGGAUUAUGGGGAGGAAACGGAAGGUCUCCAUAUUGUUCAGGAGUAUAUCAAAUCCCAUUGAGUGGCCAGAACCAACCCUAGCCUUGCCUCCUCUGACUACUUGUUGGUCUUUUUGGAGUGGGAGGGGAGUCUCUUUAGGAAACAUUUUCAUGACCUGAGCACAAACAUUUCUACCAAGUCAAAAAUUUUUUUGCUUGCUUUUCUUGAAUUCGCAGUUUUUGUGUUUUAUUUUUUUAAGGUAUGUGUAAUUUUGUUCGGCAGUCUGAAUUCUAGUUGAACAUUGUUUGGCAUUAUUGAUAGUUUCAAAACCUUAAUUCAGCAGGGUUUGGUUUUUAGAGCUUAAAA